Messenger RNA from Naumovozyma castellii, 924 nucleotides. It is a transcript of the gene SLX1, whose product is annotated as endonuclease. The record is from RefSeq and is a predicted model, not a curated record. Lineage: Eukaryota; Fungi; Ascomycota; Saccharomycetes; Saccharomycetales; Saccharomycetaceae. The transcript has a single exon. Bases 1 to 924 code for a protein of 307 amino acids.
AUGACUCAAACUGUGGGAUCUCAACCUAAGACAAGAACCCAGUUCUAUUGUUGUUAUCUAUUGCAGUCCAUAAGUAAGAGACAAUCGUUCUAUAUCGGUUCCACGCCGGAUCCACCAAAGAGAUUAAGACAACAUAAUGGGAUUCUUAGUAAAGGCGGGGCCUAUAGAACAAGAAGGGAAGGUUCAAGACCAUGGGAGAUGAUAUGUAUUGUAUAUGGAUUCCCUAAUAAAAUAAGUGCGUUGCAAUUUGAACAUGCCUGGCAACAUGGGUAUCAAACACAUUACAUCAAGGCAGCUGACAGGAUCGUCCAAAAUAAAAAUGGAGGAAGAACUAUACAUCAUAAGCUAGUAUUAAUAAGGCAACUGAUCAAUAAUGUGUUCUUUCAAUAUAUGAAUUUGCAGGUUCAUUUUUUCAAUGAUGAUACUAGGAGGGUUUGGAAUUUAAAUAAGUUUAAAGUUGAUCUUCUAAUAGAUACGAUGAAUGUCAAGGUUUCGGAUGGUGCCCUAGGAAUACCGAAGGCUGUAACGGUUGAUGAUAUUAUGAAUCAUGCAGAAGCUAAUCAAAAACUGGUCAAAGGGUUUUAUGAUGGCUAUAUGUCUGCAUCAUGCGUAACAUGCGAAGAAUAUCAAGAGAGGCUAACUAUGGGACGAAUACCGUGUAGUAUUUGUCAGACAGAAUUUGACUAUACAUCGAGCGAACAAGAAAUGAAGCCCCUACUAGCAUUUUGCAUUACUAGUGACUGUCCAUUUACAAGUCAUCUCAGUUGUCUUCAUCGAUAUUUUUUAGAUGAUGAACAAACCGUUAUAGGUAGGCGAAAUCUGAUACCAAAAUCAGGUAAAUGUCCAGAUUGCUCAGUAGUGCUCCCUUGGGUGUCAAUUGUUAGGAAUUCUAUAACAGUUAAGAAGCUUUAUGGAUCUGAUUAA